Cicer arietinum (chickpea) is the source of this 971-nucleotide messenger RNA. Its product is annotated as PLAT domain-containing protein 3. NCBI's taxonomy places the organism in Eukaryota, Viridiplantae, Streptophyta, Magnoliopsida, Fabales, Fabaceae. Gene Ontology annotation, molecular function: protein binding. The record is from RefSeq and is a predicted model, not a curated record.
UUUAUUAUUUAUUUGUGAAAAAAAAAGGAAAUAUUAUUUUAAGAAAUCCUUUGAGGCGAAUCGUGCAACCAUGUGUCCCUCGCACUAUUUAUCAAUGCCUCUUACUUUGUACUUGUGUCUCACAUCAACUUUUGAUGCAAAUGGCAACCACGACGACACUGUUUCUCGCUCUUCUCUUUCUCUUCUCGCUCUUCUUCACCGGAACCGUUAGAUCCGACCCUGAUUCUGAUUGCGUCUACACGGUCUACGUUCGAACCGGUUCGGUUUUAAAAGGAGGAACCGACUCGAAGAUCGGAGUGAAGUUAUUCGACAAGUAUGGUUACUACAUCUACAUUAAAAACCUCGUUUCAUGGGGCGGGUUAAUGGGUUCGGGUUACAACUACUUUGAGCGUGGUAACCUUGAUAUCUUCAGCGGUAGAGGACCUUGUUUAGACGGACCCGUUUGUGCCGUUAACGUUACUUCUGACGGUGACGGUCCACAUCACGGUUGGUACUGUAACUACGUGGAAGUCACUAGUACUGGGCCCCACAUAUCGUGUGCUCAGGAGCAAUUCACGGUGGAGCAGUGGCUCGCUACUGACACUAGUCCUUAUGAGCUUUGGGCCGUUAGGAAUCUCUGCCAUUAUAGUUUGGAUCAGGCCCGGCCCAAAUCUGGUCCACGUGAUACCAAAAGAAUCGGAUCUGAGUUUUCUAUUUUGAAUGCACGCGCGUGAGAAAUGGUUUCAAGAUAGUGUUGUUUUUUGUUGAGUGAGUUUAUCGUGUUUAUGUGUGGGUAUGGCGUUUCUUUCCGUACCGUAUCAUUAUUUGGAAUCGGGUUUCAGGGCCAAUAACCCGUUUGUGUUUUGUAAUCUUCAAUAAUAAUGGCGCUAUAUAUGUAUUAAUAUGUGAUGUGAUUGUUCUGGACAAAUACCAUGUUUAAAAGGAGAUAUUAGACACUCUGUUUUGGUUCAAGGUGAGUCACAUUGCAGCUU